AUGUUCACAAAGGAAUCAGUGAAACCAGUAGAACUGGAUACUGCAUGGGCGGCUCCUGAACUUCACAUUAAAGAGACGCCUGUUACUGUUCAAAGUGACGUUUGGGGCCUUGGUGUGAUCACUUUCUGCCUAUUAGCCGGAUUCCAUCCAUUCACAUCUGAGUACGAUCGACCGGAGGAGCGACUGAAUGGAGAAGACGAGGCAAUUAUCUUCAUGGUUCCUCGCCGCUUGAUCCUCAAAUGGGUACGAGAGACGGGAAUCAAUCAGAGUGUGAUAUGCGGCAUCUCGCCUUCGAAAGACCGCUCUUCUCACGAAGCAGUCUCAAACCCGGCCUAUCAGCACCGAUUUGGAGCUGAAGUAUGGCGGAAAAUUGAUACAGUAACGAAAAUUUCGGGCUGA
This is a messenger RNA of Ostertagia ostertagi, 399 nucleotides long. The record is from the annotation of a GenBank genome assembly. NCBI's taxonomy places the organism in Eukaryota, Metazoa, Nematoda, Chromadorea, Rhabditida, Trichostrongylidae.